AUGAGCGAGGUAUUAGACUUCGCAGCGAUAGAGCGCUACCGCUGCAAAAGCGACGGGCUAAUCACCCGCACGUCAAGUGAACAAGAGGAUUGUGAAUCUAGUUGUAGUCUUUUCUUCUUCCCACUACCGGAGCUACCUCUGGACCAGCAGCUGGAGCUACAACAAUUAAAUUUUGUCAACACAGAUCUUGAGCCACUGCUUAUGCGUGAAAAACACGUCGCGUAUUUAAAACGUGGCCUUACACGGUUAUCAGCGGGUUUUGUGACCUUGGAUGCCAGCCGUCCAUGGAUUAUUUACUGGAUUUUACACGCAUUGGAGCUACUCGAUGCUCUUCCAGACGAAAUGACAGAACGCGUUAUCGGCACUUUAAAGCCUUGUUGGAACGACGAUCACGAUGGUGGUUUUGGGGGAGGUCCCAAACAAUUGGGACAUACAGCCACUAAUUACGCGUCAUGUCUGACGCUGGCGUUGCUAGGGACACUAGACGCUUUAGAGAGCGUAGACCGAUUAUCGCUUUACCGGUUUUUCAUGUCAAGAAAACAUGCGGCCACGGGGGCUUUUAUGGCUCAUGAUGGAGGUGAAGUUGACGUACGCGUGACGUACUGCGUCAUCUCUAUUGCCAGUUUGUAUGGAAUCUUGACGGAUGAGCUGAAGGCUGGCGUUGUGGACUACAUCUUAUCUUGCCAGACGUAUGAAGGAGGCUUUGGUGGCGAACCGGGCAAUGAAGCGCAUGGAGGUUAUGCAUUCUGUUCUGUUGCAACGCUUUAUAUUCUUGAGGCUGUCGAUCAGAUUCGUGAUUUUUCUGGAUUACUGCAUUGGCUCGCAAAUCGACAGAUGCCGUUUGAAGGCGGCUAUCAAGGGCGGACUAAUAAGCUGGUAGACGGCUGCUACAGUUUCUGGCAAGGAGCGAUACCGGCGUUGCUGGCUAGUGAAGUCAGAAGACGCUUUGGGGAUAUUGUUCCGUACCAAUGCCAUCGGGAGCAGUUGCAGAGGUAUAUACUACUUUGCGGUCAAGAGAUCUCCGGGGGAUUGCGAGAUAAACCGGGCAAACCGCGUGACCAUUACCAUACGUGUUAUUGUCUUAGUGGCUUGUCCGUCGCGCAAUACGGAGACGGAAGAGGCUCCCCGGUCGUUUUUGGUGAUGCGUCUAACUUAGUCGCCCGUACGCAUCCUGCGUACAACAUUAGCUAUGACAAGGUGAUUAAAGCGAUCGAGUAUUUUAAGUCAAAAGGUUCAUUCCAGCCCUCAAACUUCAGGUAA
Molecule: messenger RNA, 1260 nt
Organism: Plasmopara halstedii
Lineage: Eukaryota; Oomycota; Peronosporomycetes; Peronosporales; Peronosporaceae
Product: farnesyltransferase beta subunit
Exons: 5
Coding region: 1-1260 (419 amino acids)
Biological process (GO): protein farnesylation
Cellular component (GO): protein farnesyltransferase complex
Molecular function (GO): protein farnesyltransferase activity
Source: RefSeq, a predicted model, not a curated record